Rhipicephalus microplus (southern cattle tick) is the source of this 659-nucleotide messenger RNA. RefSeq names its product mitochondrial ribosomal protein S14 (gene mRpS14). The record is from RefSeq and is a predicted model, not a curated record. Gene Ontology annotation, cellular component: mitochondrial small ribosomal subunit; ribosome. Lineage: Eukaryota; Metazoa; Arthropoda; Arachnida; Ixodida; Ixodidae. Gene Ontology annotation, biological process: translation. Gene Ontology annotation, molecular function: structural constituent of ribosome.
ACAUGUGAUGGCGGCGUACAUGUUGUUCAUUUAUUGAUCCGACGCCCGGUUUCCUCUCAAUAUGGCAAUGAAUAAAGUCAUCAAUACCGUUAAGCUUAUGCUAGGCGCCAGGUUUUCAGGCCAGAAUGUCACGCCACUGGGGACUCUAGUGCCCUGUCGAAACAAGUACACGGACUGGCGAAUGGCGCGAGAUGCCAAGAGAAGAAAAGUGGUCAAAGAGUACGCGCGUCUGAGGCUAAAUAUCAACUCCUUGAGGAAGAACGACAUCCUGCCGAAAAGUUUGCAGGAAAUUGCGGACAAGGAGAUCGCCGAGCUUCCCCUGGACAGCUGCUACACGCGCUUCCACGGCCGCUGCGUGAUCACGUCUCGGGCGAGGAGUUUCGUGCGGCCGUGGCGGGUGUCGCGCAUGAUGUUCCGCCACCUGGCCGACUACAACUACCUGUCCGGGGUGCAGAGGGCCAUGUGGUAGCCCCGCCACGUGCUGCACAGCCGGCCUGCGGUUGUUAUAGUUGUGCAAAUGCACAACUAUAAUUAGAGUAUUUUGUCGCUAAUUAGAGGAUUUGCUAAUUAGAGGAUUUUGUCGCCUUUAUAGCCCUGUCUUUGGCACCGCUGACUGUGCGCAAGUAGGGUGUCUCGUGUAGACAUUCCCAGUAAUAAAG